Messenger RNA from Caenorhabditis sp. 36 PRJEB53466, 520 nucleotides. The record is from the annotation of a GenBank genome assembly. NCBI's taxonomy places the organism in Eukaryota, Metazoa, Nematoda, Chromadorea, Rhabditida, Rhabditidae.
AUGACUAGUCUCGUAUCUUCUAAUCCGUUUUCUAGUCAAAAACGCUGGGUCGUCAUCUAUCCAUCCUACAUUGAUAAGAAGAAGACUGCCAAGCAGGGACGCAGAAUCGCAAAAGCGCUCGUAAGUUGAAAAACAAUCACAAAAAUUCAUUCGAAGCAUUCUAGGCUGUGGAAAAUCCUACUUCUGUAGAGAUUCAUGAUGUUCUGGCUGCAAUCGGAUUCAAUCCACUUCUUGAGCGGAACAAGUGUUAUCCAAGAGAGGGGGACCGUGAGCCAGAAGUGCAAGGACGAGUUCGUGUGCAGCUGAAUAAUGAUGACGGCACCCCGAAACACGCUCAGAAAACAAGUAUAGUUUGGCUGUUUUGGCUGUUUUAAUUAUUUUUUCCUAUUUAGGAGAGGAUAUCUUCAAGUACGUUGCUGAGAUGAUUCCGAAACUGAAGACUCGUCAGCCGGGAUAUGUUGCAACAGCUGCGACGUCUUCUGCUAGUACAGCAGGAAAGAAGAACAAGAAGAAAAAGUAA